Messenger RNA from Salarias fasciatus (jewelled blenny), 2658 nucleotides. It is a transcript of the gene ackr3a, whose product is annotated as atypical chemokine receptor 3a. Gene Ontology annotation, biological process: G protein-coupled receptor signaling pathway; chemotaxis; angiogenesis. Gene Ontology annotation, molecular function: G protein-coupled receptor activity; coreceptor activity; chemokine binding. The transcript has 2 exons. The record is from RefSeq and is a predicted model, not a curated record. Bases 219 to 1346 code for a protein of 375 amino acids. Lineage: Eukaryota; Metazoa; Chordata; Actinopteri; Blenniiformes; Blenniidae. Gene Ontology annotation, cellular component: membrane.
GAGCGCGCACGCUCUCGCUCUUUUUUCUGUUUUCUACUGGGAAACUCAAGGUAUUUUUUUUUCUGCCACCUCCAAUCUGAUCGACCCAAGAAGCUGCCAUUUCUAAGAAAAACAGGGGAUUUCCGCGGAACGGGGGAGAUCAUAAGGGAGUAUCCCAGUCAGAGGCGGCGUGCUUCACCUCCCGGCGGUCUGCGGUCUUCCUCACCCGGAGCGGAGCGAUGAGUCUGAGCACCAGCGAGCUGGAGGACCUGUGGGAGUCGUUCGGGGAGCUCAACUUCUCCGAGACCUUCAGCAAUAUAUCAAGCGUGGACGCGAUGGUGUGCGCCACGGCGUUCAACCGCAGCGCCCUGCUGUACUCCAUGUGCGUCCUCUACACCUUCAUCUUCGUCGUGGGCCUGGCCGCCAACGCCCUGGUCCUGUGGGUCAACGUGCGCGCCCAGAGGGACUCCGCCCCCCGCCACGAGACGCACAUGUACAUCGCGCACCUGGCCGUGGCCGACCUGUGCGUGUGCGCCACCCUGCCGGUGUGGGUGAGCUCGCUGGCCCAGCACGGCCACUGGCCCUUCGGCGAGGUGGCGUGCAAGCUCACGCACCUGCUGUUCUCCGUCAACCUCUUCGGCAGCAUCUUCUUCCUGGCGUGCAUGAGCGUGGACCGCUACCUGAGCGUGACGCGGCGCGGGGACGAGGGCGGCGUGCGCAGGCUGGUCCGCCGCGGGGCCUGCCUGGGGGUGUGGCUCCUGGCCCUGGUGGCGUCCCUGCCGGACACCUACUUCCUGCGCACGGUGAAGUCGACGCACGGCGACGCCACGCUGUGCCGGCCGGUGUACCCGGAGGGGAACCCCCGGGAGUGGAUGGUGGGCGUGCAGCUGAGCUUCAUCCUGCUGGGCUUCGUCCUGCCGUUUCCCGUCAUCGCCUUCUUCUACGCCCUGCUGGCCAGAGCCUUCACGCACUCCGCCUCCUUGCCGUCCUCCCCGGUGGAGCAGGAGCGCCGCGUCAGCCGCCGGGUGAUCCUGGCCUACAUCGUGGUCUUCCUGGCCUGCUGGGGGCCGUACCACGCCGUCCUGCUGGUGGACGCGCUGUCGCAGCUGGGCCUGGUGCCGCUGACCUGCGGCCUGGAGAACGUGAUCUACGUGGCGCUGCACCUCACCCAGUGCCUGUCGCUGCUCCACUGCUGCUUCAACCCCAUCCUCUACAACUUCAUCAACAGAAACUACCGCUACGACCUGAUGAAGGCCUUCAUCUUUAAAUACUCCACCAGGACUGGCUUGGCGCGGCUCAUCGAGACGUCCAACAUGUCGGAGACGGAAUACUCCGCCGUGGCUGUAGAAAAUCCCCCACAGAUCUGAGAACUUCACACUUCUUUUAUUUUAUUAUUAUUUUUUUUACAGAAACAUGAUAUAAUGAAACAUAUGUUACAAAUGAUUUAGUUCCUCUUCUAUUGAAAAUCAGUGUUUUUAUCAUUUUUACCGCAGACAUGGAGCUGGAGUCGUAAAGUUUGAAGACUCUGGUGGACUGACUGAAAAGCACUUAGAAAACUUUUCUUUUUGUAACAGUUGAUACUGAAAUCACAUGAUUGUAGUCACUAUAUCAGUAAUGACAAAGCCGUGACUGCAGAUGUGGUGAAUCCUUUUCCAUGGAAGUUGGAUUGUGACUGUAAAUAUAUAUAUUUGUAUGUGUGUGUGAGUGAGUGUGUGUAUACUAUGUAUAUUGAUAGCCUCAGCAGAGUAAUAUUGUUAAUCUCUUUUGUUGUUGUUGUUGUUGUAUCUAGUUGUAUUUAUAUACAUUUCAGCGGUUUUUGCAUCUUUCUUGUAGAGUCUUCACACACUGACGUUGCUGCUCAGCGCUCCGUUUCGUUACAACGCUGCCUCAUCGCGUUCGUUGAGCCACGGCCGCUGGCUCAGUGUUUCAGUCCUGCUGUCUCAAUAUUAUUCAUAAGCUCACGUCGCACCGGCUGAACUCUCCAGACAAGUAUUAAUUCACAAAGGUUUCUGGGAAAUCACAAAGCUACUGUAGGAAUAUGUUUGUUUUUUUUUCCACCGUUCAGGCCACUCUCGUUUAUAUAAACCGAUAAUAAAAAGAAGCAUUAACUUGUUUUGUCCUCACGUUGGUUCUGUCUGGAGGCUUCAGUUGGGACUACUGAUCUUAAGGAGCAGAUAAACGGAGCUCCUGACUGCUCUUAAAGGCCUUUUUAAACCACAUUAAACUGUACUGUCAUGAUAUUUUGUACCAGUGCAGCGGAAACACUCGUCCAUGUGUUGUUAAUCCUGCUGAGUCAGCACAGAGACCACAGACAGCUAAAGCUUUAUGACCAAAAUAAUGAAUGAAAAGCUUUACUCCUCUCAUGUUGUGUAACGUCCAUUUAUCAGAGAGACCAAAUAACCAAACAUCACUGCGUGUGUGUGAGCCGAAGCUUCAAACCAAAAGAUGAUCGUCGAAACACCGAGAUACAGUUCCUUCACUGUGUGUUCUGGGAAGUGAAACAUUAUUUUGUGUUUUGUUUUUUUACUGUGUCACCUGAUUGGUUCAUUGUAUGAAUUCACACUGACAAGAUUUCAACCGGUGAUUAGAAAUGAGCGGUGGCACGAACACAGGCGUUCCUCCGGCAUCGUAAUGCGUAACAUGUGUUUUUUGCUAUAUAUAUUAAAGACAGAGAAAAUC